Ruditapes philippinarum (Manila clam) is the source of this 1463-nucleotide messenger RNA. RefSeq lists its product as uncharacterized. The transcript has a single exon. The record is from RefSeq and is a predicted model, not a curated record. The coding region runs from base 8 to 415 and encodes 135 amino acids. NCBI's taxonomy places the organism in Eukaryota, Metazoa, Mollusca, Bivalvia, Venerida, Veneridae.
GUAAACCAUGUCCUCAAGUGCACCAUACGAGCGGCUUUUCCGUGUAUUGAGGGACAACGAAAAUAUUUCCCUUGGCAUCCGUCCAAAGAAUCCAAAUGCAAAUAAAACGAUAGAGGAACAUGUUGAUAAUGGAUCUUACUCUCAGUCCCAAUAUAUAUCUACAUCCGCCUCACGGGAAGCCGCCAUCGACUUUGCUAAGAAGGGAUAUAAUUAUUCACCGGGAUCUCGAAAGAUUGCUGUGAUAAACACAAAUAUGAUGCCGACCAGCGUCAUAUACACAAACCUUACUGAUCCAGAUAUUUUAUAUGAAGAAAUAGAAGAUGACCGCGCACAAAAUUUUGCUCGCAAGUUUGAGGAAGUUGUUAUAGAAGGAUUGAUUCCGGCUCAUUGCAUUGAACGGACAUUUAUCGUAUAAUAUUGAUAGCUCCAUCUUGCCAAAUUAGACCUUUUCUCGUUGAAUUAUACAGUAAAACUUCUUCAGAGCAAUACCCUAUGGGAGACAUAGAUAUUAGAUGCUUCUAAAUCUUAGAGGAGACUCGUUCUGCAGGGGUUACACUGCAUGCUUUAAAUAUAUAAACUUAUAUUUUAAGAAGUUUGUUGUUUGUUGGUUUGUAGCAACAGCUACGUUGUUUCAUUAACAAUAGUUUUUAAAACAAAAAUUUAAGCAUAUAUUUUAAUAUCUUUUGGCGAUAUGUUUAUGAGUAAAGUUGAGUUCAUCGAGAGCAGAAAUAAACUAAAAAAAACUAGUCUUAUUGUUGACAUUUGUGUUCUUAUUCAUUGCCUCAUAGUUUCUAAGAUUUGAAUAAGAAUUAAAUUUUAGUCAUUAAUUUCAAGAGAAAUGAGUACCUUUAUAAACGUAUAUUCAUUAAUAUUUUAUUUAGUUUAUUUUUAUUAAUAGCAUUGUUAUAGUCAUGGAAAUUAUACAAACAGAAUUGUAAGUGUUAUGAUGUUGGUUUAAAAAAUGUAAUUAUUAUGAAAUGAAAAUUAUUGGCUUUGUUAUGAUAUUUUUUAAAUAGAAAUGUAAUUAUUAUGAUAUUUAAUAAAUGAAUGUGAUUGUUAUGAUAUUUAUCCAAAUAAAAUUGUAAUUGCUAUGACAUUUUAACCAAAAAAAAUGCAACUAUUGUAAUAUUUAUUCCAACAAAAAUGUAUUUUUUAUGAUAUUUGUUCAAAUAAAAUGUCAUUUUUAUCAUAUUUAUGCAAUUGAAAAUGUACUUGUUGUGAUAUUUAUUCAAAUAAUUGCUAUGACAUUUUAUCAAAUAAAAAUAUAUUUUUAUGAUAUUUAUUUUAAAUUAGAAAUGUAAUUGGUAUGAUAUUUAGUCCCAUAAAAAUGUAUUUAUCCAAAGAAUUGUGACUGUUAUAUUUAUGUAAUUGAAAAUUAAUUGUUAUCUUUUUCAAAAUAUAUAAACUUCUAAAUACAUGUACAUGUAUAUAAAUCAAAAUAAAAGUGUAAGUGUUAUGAUAUU